Molecule: messenger RNA, 2503 nt
Organism: Neomonachus schauinslandi (Hawaiian monk seal)
Lineage: Eukaryota; Metazoa; Chordata; Mammalia; Carnivora; Phocidae
Gene: SLC6A12
Product: solute carrier family 6 member 12
Exons: 16
Coding region: 352-2190 (612 amino acids)
Biological process (GO): neurotransmitter transport; sodium ion transmembrane transport
Cellular component (GO): plasma membrane
Molecular function (GO): gamma-aminobutyric acid:sodium:chloride symporter activity
Source: RefSeq, a predicted model, not a curated record
ACACACACACACACACACACAGAGCUGCUUUCUGUCUGGGAGUCCUGGAACAACAACUCGGAUGGGAUUCUGAGCUGGGAGGAACAGGAGAAGGAGCAAAGGUGGAGGCUGGUUCCCCUCUCAGGUCCCGGCUGUGUGGGCUUCCCCGCCACUGUCCCGGGGACCGGAGGCAUGGAGCUGAGCUGACCACGGGAGCCGAGCUCGGGACUGAGGGAGACUUAAAGCCCAGAGAGGACGUGUGAGUUGCCUAAGUUCAUACAGCAAGUUAGAGACUCCGCUCCAUUGCUUAUUGUAUUGGCUCACCAGCCUGCCCUCUCCCAGCUCCGCGGCCUCCCGGUCCAUCACGUCGCCAUGGACAGAAAAGUGGCAGUCCCCGAGGACGGGCCUCCCGUGGUUUCCUGGCUCCCUGAGGAGGGAGAGAAGUUGGAACAGGAAGGCGAGGAGCAGGUGAAGGAUCGGGGCCAAUGGACCAACAAGAUGGAGUUUGUGCUGUCAGUGGCCGGGGAGAUCAUUGGGCUGGGGAAUGUCUGGAGGUUUCCCUAUCUCUGCUACAAAAAUGGAGGUGGAGCCUUCUUCAUCCCCUACUUCAUCUUCUUCUUCACCUGUGGCAUCCCAGUGUUCUUCUUGGAGGUGGCGCUGGGCCAGUACACCAGCCAAGGCAGCGUGACAGCCUGGAGGAAGAUCUGUCCCCUUCUCCAGGGCAUUGGUCUGGCUUCUGUGGUCAUCGAGUCCUAUCUGAACAUCUACUACAUCAUCAUCCUGGCCUGGGCCCUCUUCUACCUGUUCAGCUCCUUCACCUCUGAGCUGCCCUGGACGACCUGUAGCAAUAGCUGGAACACAGAGCAUUGCAUGGACUUUCUGAACCGCUCGGGAGCCCGCACAGCGACCCCCUCUGAGAACUUCACCUCACCUGUCAUGGAAUUCUGGGAGAGACGUGUUUUGGGCAUCACCUCAGGCAUCCAUGAUCUGGGAGCCCUGCGCUGGGAGCUGGCCCUGUGCCUCCUGCUGGCAUGGGUCAUCUGCUACUUCUGCAUCUGGAAAGGGGUCAAGACCACAGGCAAGGUUGUUUAUUUCACAGCCACGUUUCCCUACCUGAUGCUGAUCAUCCUCUUGAUCCGAGGCAUCACCCUUCCUGGAGCCUAUGAGGGCAUCAUCUAUUACCUGAAGCCAGAUUUGCUUCGCCUCAAGGACCCCCAGGUGUGGAUGGACGCGGGCACCCAGAUCUUCUUCUCCUUCGCCAUCUGCCAGGGGUGCCUGACCGCCCUGGGCAGCUACAACAAGUACCACAACAACUGCUACAGGGACUGCAUCGCCCUCUGCUUCCUCAACAGUGCCACUAGCUUCGCAGCCGGGUUCGUGGUCUUCUCCAUCCUGGGCUUCAUGGCCCAGGAGCAAGGGUUGCCCAUCUCCGAAGUGGCCGAGUCUGGUCCUGGUCUGGCCUUCAUCGCCUUCCCCAAGGCUGUGACAAUGAUGCCCUUAUCCCAGCUGUGGUCCUGUCUUUUCUUCAUCAUGCUCAUCUUCCUAGGGCUGGACAGCCAGUUUGUCUGUGUGGAGUGCCUGGUGACAGCCUCCGUGGACAUGUUCCCCAGUCAGCUCCGGAAGAGUGGGCGGCGAGAGCUCCUCAUCCUGGCCAUUGCAGUCGUGUGCUAUCUGAUCGGGCUCUUCCUGGUUACGGAGGGCGGGAUGUAUAUCUUCCAGCUAUUUGAUUAUUACGCUUCCAGUGGCAUAUGCCUGCUCUUCCUGGCCAUGUUUGAAGUGCUCUGCAUCAGCUGGGUGUACGGGGCAGAUCGUUUCUAUGACAACGUUGAGGACAUGAUUGGCUACAGGCCAUGGCCCUUGGUGAAGAUCUCCUGGCUCUUUCUGACCCCUGGACUUUGCCUGGCCACCUUCCUCUUCUCCUUGAGCAAGUACACACCUCUCAAAUACAACAACAUCUACGUGUACCCUCCCUGGGGCUACUCCAUCGGCUGGUUCUUGGCUCUCUCUUCCAUGGUCUGCGUCCCACUCUUUAUCAUCAUCACCCUUCUGAAGACCCAGGGUUCCUUCAAGAAGCGCCUGCGACAGCUCACCACCCCUGACCCCAGCCUGCCACAGCCCAAGAAACACCUGGAUGGUGGUACCAGCCAGGACGGCGGGCCUUCCCCAGCAAGGGAGGGGCUGAUAGUUGGGGAGAAGGAGACCCACUUGUAGGAUGUGGGCAGCAGCCGGGUGGCUAUGGGGCCAGGAACCUCUGUCAGGGCCACCACAGUGGACAGCCUUCGCCUCUGUCCCUCACCGCUGUCUGGCUGGGAACCUCUGUGAUGUCCGUGGGCGCCCCCAGCCAGAGGCCAGGCCGCUCUCUCUCCUCAGCUGGGGCAGCUCCUUCUGGAGGGCGAGAGGUGGUCCCGCUGCAACACGCCAUCCUGUUGGAACAUACCUUCUUAUUUAUAAAGGAGGGUGGUCUUUUUUGAGUCCACCAUCUGAUUCUAACACAUUACGCUGUGUGGGAGCUCCCACUGUAGGG